UCGCGGGAAACAGAGCGAGCGCAAAUAGUCUGCACACGCAACGUGUAGCACCAACACCCAAACUGAUACUGUACUAUACUAAAAUUAAGGGACUGAGUAAGCUAAUUAAGUACUCUGUCAAUACAAUUUGACUUGCUUCACCUCACAUGCGCCGAUCCGCGCCCUUUAUAUGUCCUCCUGCCGCCUCCUGUGGCCUGACUGUCCUCACUAGCUACGCGCGAACCUGCUUCUCUUCUAGGAGGGAAAAGGCUGCUCUGCUGUGCCAGGCGAGUGAACUAGAAUUAAGCUUUGGGAUCCCGCUCGAAUCGAGCGAUCAUGGGCAACGCCGUGGGCGGGAUGAAGCGGCGGAAGACGGCGCGUGUGAUGACGGUGGACGGGACGACGUACAAGUACCGGCCGCCCGCGGCCGCGUGCGCCGCGCUGCGCGAGCACCCGGGCCACCAGCUCCUGGAGUCGGAGGACGUCAGGCGGCUCGGCGUGCGCGCCCGGCCGCUCGACGCCGACGCGCCGCUCAAGCCCGGCAAGCUCUACUUCCUCGUCGCCCUGCCCCGCCUGGCCGCCCGCGCCCGCGCGCCGCAGCGGACGUGGUCCGGCGCGCUCCUCGGUGGCUCCGGCUCGUGCGCCGGGGAGCGGCUCGAGCGGCUCAUGCUGUCGUCCUCCUCGCGCCGGUCGGCGUCCGACGUUGCCGCGGCCGUGGCAUCCCCAAUGUGGCGCCGGUCGGCGUCUGACGUGGCCGCGGCCGUGGCAUCCCCGCUGUCGGCGUCCGUGGAGGCCGCGGCGGACGGGGCCGUGCGGCUGAGGAUGCGGCUGCCCAAGGCGGAGGUGGCGAGGCUGCUGGAGGAGAGCAAGGACGCGGACGAGGCGGCCGAGAGGAUCAUGCGGCUCUGCGUCGACAGGGACCAGUACUGCUACCGCUCCGCGCCGGCCACGCCCUUGCUGCCGCUGCCCAUGCCGAUGCCGAUGCCGAUGCCGUUGCCGUUGCCGUUGCCGGCGCUGGCCUCGUCCGACAAGAGCAAGAAGCACGCCGCUGACGGGGGGAACAAGAAAGAGAAGAGGGCGAGGUUCGAGGCCGUGCCGGACGAGAUCAUCUGGUUCUAAUCCAUGGAGAUCAUUGCAGUUUUGCCGGUCCCUGCCUUUCCUCCAGUAAUACUCCGUUUCGUCGUCUCUGAAGUGAAGAACACCACCACAGGCACGCAAGCAUUCUCUUCUUCGUCCUGCGAUGGUCUCGGCUGGGAACACGAGAAGCUGCGUGUGAAAUCGGGAAAUGGCUUCCUGUCUCCCUGGCAUCCAACUGCUUGGUGCAUCACCUCUCAGGAUCGUUGGUGUGUUUGUGUGAUGAACUGAUGAUGAUGUGAUCGCAGACUGCUUAUUGUGGUGUACAUAUUGAUAUUGGUCCUCUUUUUCAGUUUCCUCGCGUGCUCACGUUGUAGCUUUCAUAUGGAUCUUUGAGUUUCUGACCAAGCGUAAUGAGAGAGAUGUUUAUGUUGAAAGAAAA
Brachypodium distachyon (stiff brome) is the source of this 1495-nucleotide messenger RNA. RefSeq lists its product as uncharacterized. The transcript has 2 exons. The record is from RefSeq and is a predicted model, not a curated record. NCBI's taxonomy places the organism in Eukaryota, Viridiplantae, Streptophyta, Magnoliopsida, Poales, Poaceae. The coding region runs from base 316 to 1098 and encodes 260 amino acids.